Molecule: messenger RNA, 2341 nt
Organism: Oryzias latipes (Japanese medaka)
Lineage: Eukaryota; Metazoa; Chordata; Actinopteri; Beloniformes; Adrianichthyidae
Gene: ctdspla
Product: CTD (carboxy-terminal domain, RNA polymerase II, polypeptide A) small phosphatase-like a
Molecular function (GO): RNA polymerase II CTD heptapeptide repeat phosphatase activity
Source: RefSeq, a predicted model, not a curated record
GAAAUACUAAUAAUUUUAAUGCAUUUACAAUUUAAAGAAUGGAGAGUCAAAAUGCCCCCGUCCAUCCAAAGCCGUCAUUAUGUCCUGAGCCUGGAAGCGGGAGUGUUUUCAGGGGGAUUUGUGAAAAGGCCAGCGCCGAGCAUCGGUGGGCGGACUAAAGCGGCCGUUUUUCAGCAUGGCCUGAUAAGCAUAAUAGCGAUGUUUGAAGGCAAGUUGUUGCAGUGUGCCCGCAUGCCUGUGGCAGGAGGAUGGUCGCCAUCUCUGGGUAAACACUGUAACCGAAUCACGCGGCGUGUGUGGAGGGAAUCCGGAGCGCGCGCGCAUCAGCAGCAGCAGCAGCAGAAGGCGGGGGCUGCGCCGCCGCCUGCAGCCACAGCAGACGCACUGGCUUCAGCGCAGGACCUACGCUCGGUUUGCAUCCUGGACUGUCACUUGUGCGCUGCCUCCGCGGAGCCCCGUCUCUCUGACGUUUCUCUCUGGGUUCUGAGACUCAUCGCCUCGAAGGAAAAGGGGAUUUUAAUGGUGGAAGCGGAGCCUCCAGCAGCAGCCUGCGCACAGCCGGGGGACUGCAGCGCGGUCGGUAAUGUAAGGAAUAAAACGGUGUCGCCGAAAGUGCACAACAUCUCGUUUCCAUGGACAACACGUCCAUAAUAACACAGGUUGCAAAUCCGAAAGAGGAGGAGAGCAUUUCUUCUUGUCCGGAUAAAGUCUCGCAGUCCAACAGCAGCUUAAAGAAGCACCGGAGUCGAAGCAUUUUCAGCCCUUUCUUCUGCUGCUUCCGCAACUACAAUGACUGCCAUGUGGAGCCACCAUCCACCAACAACAAGACACUUUCUUUGCCCCCACCGCCAGAAGAGAAUGGCAGCCCUCCCAAGUGUGAUCACAUCCAGACCAUCCCUAUAACCUGCCCUCCAGACAAGUUCCUGCUGCCAGAGGUUAGUAUAGCAGACUAUGACAAGAACUGCGUGGUGAUCGACUUGGAUGAAACCCUCGUACACAGUUCCUUUAAGCCCAUCAGCAAUGCAGAUUUUAUCGUUCCAGUGGAAAUUGAUGGCACUGUUCAUCAGGUGUACGUGCUGAAGAGGCCUCAUGUGGACGAAUUUCUCCAGAAGAUGGGGGAGUUAUUUGAGUGUGUCCUCUUCACAGCCAGUUUAGCCAAGUAUGCCGAUCCGGUGGCAGACCUUCUCGACCAGUGGGGGGUGUUCCGUGCUCGACUCUUCAGGGAAUCUUGUGUUUUCCACAGAGGGAACUACGUGAAGGACCUCAGCCGGCUGGGCCGUAAGCUGAGUAAAGUCAUCAUAGUGGACAACUCACCUGCCUCCUACAUUUUUCACCCCGAGAAUGCAGUCCCAGUGCAGUCCUGGUUUGAUGACAUGACAGACACAGAGCUGCUGGACCUGAUCCCUCUGUUCGAGGGUCUUAGUAAAGAGGAGGACGUUUAUUGCCCCUUGCAGAGCUUGAGGAACAGGUAGCAGAUGGCACCUCCAGCAGGUCCCUCCCCUCUGGGCCCCGCAGUCCGGCCUCGUCCCCUGGUUUCAGACCGACGACCUGGUCAGCAGGAAGACUAAACACUGACCUGGCUGGAUCUUUGGAUUUCUUUGUACAGGACUCCUACUGAAGAAAGAUUAUAUUACUGUAUGUAAAUACUAAAUGUUUCUAAAAAUAAAACACACAUAAAUUAGUUUUUCUAUCAAAGAGAAGCAGUUUUAAUAUUCUAUCAAGUAAUAUUUUAGUUACCAAAAACAAGAUGGAGGAAACAAAACAAAGCUGUUUCUCAUAAAUGAAUGACUUUUAUUGUUUGGUGUUCAACAGUGCCGUACAGGCUGCUGUUUCCGGUCUGAUGUUUUUGUUCAAGCAACUGUGAGUUACCUUCUCCUACGGAAUGAAGUGCCUUCAUUGCUGUGUCGAUUUUGUUUGGUGUUGGGUCAAUGGGUGCAGAUUUUUAUGCAGUGUAUUUACUCUAAACUCCUAAAAUGUAAACAUUUGAAGUUAAGUCGGAAUAUAUACAAAAGAAAAUCCUAGGAACACAUUAGACUUGAAUAUUUUGGGAUUUGCAGUAAAAGAAUUAAUAUUGCUAAAGAUGUUAGCAGUUCAGUGUGAUUUCUGUCUAAACCUAUAGAGUAUAUGAAGGAUCCUCAGAAAAUACGAGACAUGAACUUUAUUUUUUAACAAAGAAAGAAGAUUAGUAAUGACUGUCAAGUUAGAGAAUCAAUAUGAAAAGCAUUAGGUUAGAUUAUAUCAGGCUAUAUUUAUUGGGAAAAUGGGUGUUGGGUGUAAUGUAAAGAAUGCUGUUCAAAUUGUACUGUAUGACAUUAUUAAAGCUGCAAGUUUGCACACUGUC